This is a messenger RNA of Myzus persicae (green peach aphid), 1202 nucleotides long. RefSeq names its product tricarboxylate transport protein, mitochondrial (gene sea). The transcript is spliced from 5 exons. Lineage: Eukaryota; Metazoa; Arthropoda; Insecta; Hemiptera; Aphididae. Gene Ontology annotation, biological process: mitochondrial citrate transmembrane transport. Bases 61 to 1008 code for a protein of 315 amino acids. The record is from RefSeq and is a predicted model, not a curated record.
UUAAUAUUAAUUUUUAUUCAUUAAAUUAUAUAAAUAUUAUUAGGUCUUGUCUUAAACAAAAUGGACGGAAAAAACAAAUUUGUGAGCCCAUUUUACCGACCAUGGAUGACAACGUAUGGAGCUGCUGCACCAGCUGGUGGAUCCAACAAGGGCUUGAAGGGCAUUGUUGCUGGUGGAAUUACUGGGGGUAUAGAAAUAUGUAUCACUUAUCCAACUGAAUAUGUAAAAACACAAAUGCAACUCGAUGAAAAAGCUGGUGCUAGAAAGUAUAAUGGUAUAAUGGAUUGUGUUAAAAAGACUGUGAAAAGCCAUGGUAUAUUUGGUCUAUAUCGUGGACUUAGUGUGUUACUUUAUGGAUCCAUUCCAAAAUCAGCUGUUAGGUUUGGUGCAUUUGAAGCUCUUAGCACUCAAAUUACAGGAGGCAAUGGCGAAUUAACAGCUACUCAAAGAGUCUUGUGCGGUCUUGGUGCCGGAGUGUCUGAAGCCAUACUUGCUGUCACCCCAAUGGAAACCGUGAAAGUGAAGUUUAUCAAUGAUCAACGAUUAGAAAAACCAAGGUUCAAAGGUUUUUUCCACGGGACCAGUAUUAUCAUCAAAGAACAAGGUAUUAGUGGUGUUUACCAAGGAUUGAUGCCAACAAUAUUGAAACAAGGUACCAACCAAGCAAUUCGAUUUUAUGUAAUGGGUGCAUUAAAAAAUCUCUACAAGGGCGAUGAUCCUAACAAACCAGUACCUAAACUAUUAGUUGGAGUUUUUGGUAUGGCAGCAGGUGCUGCUAGUGUGUACGGUAAUACACCAUUAGAUGUUGUUAAGACACGCAUGCAAGGUUUAGAAGCCCAUAAGUACAAGAGCACCGUGGACUGCAUGGUUCAAAUAUGGAAAAAAGAAGGACCAACGGCAUUUUACAAAGGAACUGUACCACGGCUUAGCAGAGUGUGUUUGGAUGUUGGUAUAACUUUUAUGAUUUAUGAUUCAUUUAUGGAUCUUUUCAAAAAAGUAUGGCCUUGAGUUACUUAUUAAAAAAUAUCAACAACUUUAUAAACAUAUUAGUAAAAGGAUUAUACUGUCCAAUUAUUUCUUCUGGAUGAUCAUUGUUUACUGCAAAUAUUUUUCACUUAAUUAUCGAUAUAUUAAUCAAUAUUCUGUCAACUAUACUUUUUAAAUGAUUUUUAUUACUCAAAUUUUUAAAACCAGAAUCAAAU